AUGGAAACUUCUACUUACAUUGGAUGUCUAUAUACAAAACCUGUUAAUGAAUUUUUGGAACUUGAAGCAAAGGAUAAAGUAAAGCGAUUUUGCAUAUAUAAUGAUUAUAAUGAUUAUGAAAAUAAUGACUAUAAAAAUACAACUAAUUUAGAAAUAAUUGAGCUAUCAAACCUUUGUGACCAUAUUCAACAGCUUUUAAAUGAAUAUUCAACACAGCUUAAUAAUAGUUUAGAAAAUGAACCUCUAUUUAAUUUUCAAUGUGAGAUAGAUAUAUUAAUAUUUAACAAAUCAGCAAAAGAAGUAGCAGAGAAAUGA
Scutellospora calospora is the source of this 315-nucleotide messenger RNA. The record is from the annotation of a GenBank genome assembly. NCBI's taxonomy places the organism in Eukaryota, Fungi, Glomeromycota, Glomeromycetes, Diversisporales, Gigasporaceae.